AUGAAGAUAACUUUCAAGGAUCUUAAGCAGCAAAAGUUUACGCUUGAUGCCGAGCCGACGGAUCUGAUAUCUGCUGUUAAGCAGAAGAUUUUCGCCGAAAAGGGAUGGGAUCCUAAGCAACAGAAGCUCAUCCACUCUGGCAAGAUCCUCAAGGACGAUGAGACCGUCGCCAGCUACAACAUCGAGGAGAAGGGCUACGUCGUGUGCAUGUUGAACAAGCCCAAGGAGAAGCCCGCCCCCGCCGCCGCCGCACCCCCCGCCACACCUGCCCAGACCUCGAGCUCAGCGACGCCGGCUGCCCCAGCUGCCCGCGCCGCCCCCGCCAGCACGUCCGCCGUUCCUGCCACGCCGACACCGCAGCAAAGGUCGACUGUUGCCCCGGCUGCCGGUGCCGACCAGGGCGCCGCUGCUGCUCCCGCCCUGGCCACAGGCACUGAGCUCGUCGAGACCAUUGCCAACAUGGAAGCCAUGGGCUUCGAGCGUAGCCAAAUUGAGGCUGCCAUGCGCGCCGCGUUCAACAACCCCGACCGCGCCGUGGAGUACCUCUUGACUGUUGGUUCCCGUCCCCCGGCUGCCGCCGCCGGAACCCACGACGAUGACGGUGACGACGAUGACCACGUGAACCUGUUCGACCUCGCCGCCCAGCAGGGAGGCGGCAACGGAGGCGGAGGUGGUGGCGGCAACCCCGCUGCUGCCGCUGCCGCAGCGGCGGCAGCGGGCGGUGGUGCCGGUGGAGACCUGGGGAAUCUGGACUUCCUCCGCAACAACGCCCAGUUCCAGCAGCUCCGUCAGGUGGUGCAGCAGCAGCCCCAGAUGCUCGAGCCCAUCCUGCAGCAGCUGGGUGCCGGCAACCCUCAGCUGGCCCAGCUCAUCGCCUCCCACCCGGAUCAGUUUCUCCAGCUGCUGGGCGAGGACGCCGACGAUGACGCGCCGUUGCCCCCCGGUGCCCAGGCCAUCUCCGUGACGGAGGAGGAGCGUGAUGCUAUUGAGCGGUUAUGCCGCCUUGGUUUCGACCGCGACCAGGCAAUUCAAGCUUAUUUUGCCUGUGAUAAGAACGAGGAGCUCGCUGCCAAUUUCCUCUUUGACCAGCCCGAUGACGAUGAGCCCCCCACGAAUUAA
Geosmithia morbida is the source of this 1119-nucleotide messenger RNA. RefSeq names its product UV excision repair protein RAD23. Gene Ontology annotation, biological process: nucleotide-excision repair; proteasome-mediated ubiquitin-dependent protein catabolic process. The transcript has 7 exons. Gene Ontology annotation, molecular function: ubiquitin binding; polyubiquitin modification-dependent protein binding; damaged DNA binding. Gene Ontology annotation, cellular component: cytosol; nucleoplasm. The record is from RefSeq and is a predicted model, not a curated record. Lineage: Eukaryota; Fungi; Ascomycota; Sordariomycetes; Hypocreales; Bionectriaceae. Bases 1 to 1119 code for a protein of 372 amino acids.